GCAAGCAAAAAUAUAAAAUAUUAACAAAAACAUCAGUGCAAACAUCGUUAGAUAGCAAUUAUCAUAACCUACAAAAGUCAAAAAUGUCUGAUGAAACAAAUUCAAACACAACAAUUAAAAUUGAACCGAUCGAAUAUCCUCAGGUAAAACAAGAGUUAGAUGAUUAUGAAAUUGAUGAAAUUUGUCCACAGCAAUUUCUAAAAUCAGAAGUUACGGUUGAAGAGGAUAUAAAGCAAGAAAUCAUCGAUGAGCAAGUUUUUAAACAUGAUCCUCAAGUGAAAGAAGAGGUUGAUGAUAAUGAACAUACAUCAAAUAUGAAUAUGGAGAGUGAUGAGAUAUGCCUACAGCAAUUUCUAAAAUCUGAGGUUACGAUUGAUGAGGAAAUGAAGCAAGAAAAGAUUGAUGUGCAAGAUACAAGUUUAAGUGAGAAAACUGACAUAUUCAAUGAAAUCAUUGGUAAUUCAAGUAACACGAACAAAGCAUUUGAAAAAAAGUGGUCUUUAAAACACCAUGAAGCAAUUCACACUGGAGAACGUCCGCAUGAGUGUGAAAUAUGCAAUAAAAGAUUUGUCAAUUUAAGAAUGUUAAAAAACCACUCAGCAUUGCAUAAAGAAGACCCUUAUUACAAACAUCCACAUGAGUGUGAAAUAUGCAGAAAAAAGUUUGUAACAAAAGGAGCAUUAAAUUACCAUCAAAAGAUUCACAGCGAAGAACGUCCUUAUAAGUGCGAAAUAUGCAAUAAAGCAUUUGCAUUAAAGGAAUAUCUUAAAGGACAUAAAAUGAUUCAUUCUGAAGAACAUCCUUAUAGUUGUGAUAUAUGCAAUAAAACAUUUACAAGAAAGACAUCAUUUAAGAUUCAUGAAAUGAAUCAUACUGGUGAACGACCUUACAAAUGUGAAAUAUGCAAUAAAGGAUUCAAAGCAAUGUGGCUUUUAAAACAACACGAAAAUGUUCACACUGGUGAACAUCCGCAUAGUUGUGAUAUAUGCAAUGAAAAAUUUACAGUAAAGUCAUUAUUAAUCUAUCAUAAAAUGAAUCAUACUGGUGAACGACCUUACAAAUGCGAAAUAUGCAAUAAAACAUACAAAUCAAAGAUAAGUUUAACCGAACAUGAAAGGUCUCACACUGGAGAAAGACCUUUUGAAUGUGAAAUAUGUCAUAAAGCAUUUAAAACAAAUCGGGCUUUAAAAGCCCAUGCAAGUAUUCACACUGAAGAACGUACUUAUAGUUGUGAAAUAUGCAAUAAAACAUACAUAAGAAAAGAUUCAUUAACACGACAUGAACUUAUUCACACUGGAGAACUGCUUCAUGAGUGCGAAAUAUGCAAAAAAAGGUUUGCACAUCAAAGGAACUUAAAAACGCAUUUAUCAGUGCAUAACGAAGAACGUCCUUAUAGUUGUGAAAUAUGUAAUAAAACAUUCAAUAGAAACACAAAUUUAAAGCAACAUAAAAUGAUUCAUACAGGUGAACGUCCUUUUAGUUGUGAAAUAUGCAAUAAAACAUUCACAUCUAAACAAGCAUUCAAUCAACAUAAAAUAUCUCACACUGAUGAGGGUUCUUUCAACUGCGAAAUAUGCAAUAAGUCAUUUGGCAACAAAACAAUCAUUAGGCCGACAUAA
This is a messenger RNA of Ctenocephalides felis (cat flea), 1619 nucleotides long. Its product is annotated as zinc finger protein 501-like. Bases 84 to 1619 code for a protein of 511 amino acids. The transcript is spliced from 3 exons. Gene Ontology annotation, molecular function: DNA-binding transcription factor activity, RNA polymerase II-specific; RNA polymerase II cis-regulatory region sequence-specific DNA binding. Gene Ontology annotation, biological process: regulation of DNA-templated transcription. The record is from RefSeq and is a predicted model, not a curated record. NCBI's taxonomy places the organism in Eukaryota, Metazoa, Arthropoda, Insecta, Siphonaptera, Pulicidae.